Messenger RNA from Mesoplodon densirostris (Blainville's beaked whale), 724 nucleotides. RefSeq names its product ribosomal protein L34 (gene RPL34). The transcript has 5 exons. The record is from RefSeq and is a predicted model, not a curated record. Lineage: Eukaryota; Metazoa; Chordata; Mammalia; Artiodactyla; Ziphiidae. Gene Ontology annotation, biological process: translation. Gene Ontology annotation, molecular function: structural constituent of ribosome. Bases 352 to 705 code for a protein of 117 amino acids. Gene Ontology annotation, cellular component: ribosome.
AGGCACAGUCUUUUGAGCUGGCGUGGGGGUAAGGGCUUAGGAGGAAGGUUGGUAGUGAGCAGUUCCCCGGACUUUAGCUUCAGACACCUCUCGAUCCCGACCUCCGCUCCGCAGCAGUGAGUGGCAGGAGCUCACCACCCCGGCUUUGCCGCCUUUGCAGUCCGACGUUCGGUGACAAAUGAGUUGUGAGUUCCGGCUGUUGGAGACUGCGAAGUCGCCGGACGUUCUUAUAUCUUACGGUCAUGCUUUAACCCCGCGCCUGUAGCUGUUCUUCAGGCUCUGGGAGGGUCGACGACCGGCAUGUUCGGGUCAUUUCAAAAUGUGUUCUAAGACCAAUAGCAAGCAUUCAGGAUGGUUCAGCGUUUGACGUACCGUCGUAGGCUGUCCUACAAUACAGCCUCUAACAAAACCAGACUGUCCCGAACCCCUGGUAAUAGAAUUGUUUAUCUUUAUACCAAGAAAGUUGGGAAAGCACCAAAAUCCGCAUGUGGCGUGUGCCCAGGCCGACUUCGAGGAGUUCGUGCUGUGAGACCUAAAGUUCUUAUGAGGUUGUCUAAAACGAAAAAACAUGUUAGCCGGGCCUAUGGUGGUUCCAUGUGUGCUAAAUGUGUCCGUGACAGGAUCAAGCGCGCUUUCCUCAUUGAGGAGCAGAAAAUCGUUGUGAAAGUGUUGAAAGCACAAGCACAGAGUCAGAAAGCUAAAUAAAAAAAUGAAGCUUCUUUGA